This is a messenger RNA of Babesia ovata, 234 nucleotides long. RefSeq lists its product as uncharacterized. The record is from RefSeq and is a predicted model, not a curated record. The transcript is spliced from 4 exons. Lineage: Eukaryota; Apicomplexa; Aconoidasida; Piroplasmida; Babesiidae. The coding region runs from base 1 to 234 and encodes 77 amino acids.
AUGCGUCCGGAAACUUCCCGGCGCUUUCCGCAGUUAUCUUACGCCUACGAAUUGCUGAGCUAUGACGCUCGGCCCGAAAUCAUCGUGCAUGUUUCGCCAAACGUAGAACACAGAUUCUUCGCCGACUCCUGCUCCCUGGAAGACAUCCAGCGUGCCAUCGACCCCGACCAGUACCAAGCUCACCUCAACCACCUGCGUACUCGUUCGCUAGAGGCGUCACGGGAUGACGCAUGA